AUGAUCACCCGAUUCCUCACCGACGUUCGCGUAACCUUCAACCCAUUCUCCCUGCGCUCGAAGCCUGCUCGACUAUUCCUGUCGCUUAUACCACCGAAUGCGCGCUCGGAUGGCAUGAAGAUCGAGUCCAAGAUGCUGCCGCGGACCAGCAAGGAGCCUGCGAGGCUGGCUGUAAAGUUCAAGGACGGCAAAGAAAUGGAUAUGGACCUAGACAAGAUGCGGAUAACAGAUGUCAUGGAGGAGGUUGAUCGACAUUCACGACAAUUGGCGCGAAAGGAGGAGCUCAAUGGCAAUUAA
This is a messenger RNA of Parastagonospora nodorum SN15, 297 nucleotides long. RefSeq lists its product as hypothetical. NCBI's taxonomy places the organism in Eukaryota, Fungi, Ascomycota, Dothideomycetes, Pleosporales, Phaeosphaeriaceae. The transcript has 2 exons. Gene Ontology annotation, molecular function: structural constituent of ribosome. The record is from RefSeq and is a predicted model, not a curated record. Gene Ontology annotation, cellular component: mitochondrial large ribosomal subunit. The coding region runs from base 1 to 297 and encodes 98 amino acids.